CUUCGAAUUACAAACAACAUUGAAACUCUCGACUACCUUCGUGGGAUUAGCUGUCUGGAGAGAGACUUUGUCCACCUGGCCGACAAAGUCGUUAAGACGUCACUCCAGCUCUCCCAUGAGUGCAAUGACAUCAACAGGGAAUCACUAAAUCCCACGGAGAUGACGGAGGAGGUGGAGAGCUCGUGGAAGCACAUAUCGCAACUAGGCAACAUUGUGCAAACACACGUGAAACACGCCAGGCGCUACCACUUGGUGAGGGUGCAAUUUUACCUGUUCUUCCUGGCAAUAGACAACCUCCAUCAUCAGUUAAGCGAUUUAAAUGCGCACAUCGAGGACUUGCCGACGUGCCAGCGUCCUCAAGAGAAGCACAUCCUUGACCUCUCCGCAGAUAUCCACCAAACCUUGGUAAGAGCAGCCUUUUCUUACCAGUUGGCGAUAUGCCGGCGGAUGCUGCAGCGGAACAUCCAAUCAGCUGAUGCAGCUGCACUCAAACAUGAGUCACUAGUGCAGGCCUACGUGAACUGGCAGAAGCUCAAAUUGAAGCUUCCAAUGGUGGCUCCACUCCACCGUCGUAUGCCCCUCCCAGCAGGUCGACACUCUGGCACACUGAUGGCUCCGAUCAGCCUUCCAGCGUCGCCACAAUCAGGGAAGAUGCGGCGUCUGGAAGCCGGUACCCGCGUCCACGUGAGGGCCAAUCGACCCGCCGACCUGCUUCACCGUGAAUGGUUCCUGGAAGAGGAGGGUGACGGCGGACGCCUUGUGGCAUCCGUGCCUGCUGCCUUCGUGUGGCUCAACACCCCCGAAUCCUCACCUGAUCGAGCCAAUGAGAAGGCUCACAGGAGUCGCUCGCUGUGUUUACCCAGGUCGCGAAUAAACAACAAUCAGGCAGUCGAAGAAUUGCAAGGACAUCUUUUCGGAGUCUGGGAAAAGGCGUGCUCAAAGUAUGACCAAAUUCUGCGGGAAACAGGAAUCGCCUUUCUUAGUAGCACCCUAACUGACAAAGAGGUAAUCUGCCAUGCUGAAAUCCUUAAUGUUGGAGCCCUCAUUUUUAUAUAUAGAGCAUCAAGCGAAGAAGAAGUGGAACGAUUCAGAGAAGCCCUUCAGAAGAUGUCCGAAUUGGUGGGCAUCGUAAAGUACCAACAAGAAGACGGAACAGAGAACCUAAUCGACUUGAUAGACACCGCGAAAAGCCGUUUGACUAAACAGGGCCACAGUGGAAAAUUAGCCAUCGAUCCACUGGCUGCCGACGCGAUGGUUCAGGCAAUCGAUAUUUUCGAGGAGAUGGUUGGAUGUUUUCAGCGCUACAGUGCAUGUAGGAGCCCUGAUGUGAAUUUGCCUCGUGCACAGUUAAGCAAAGGAUGGAGGAAUGGAACGUCAAAUAAACUGCCCAACGCCAGAAAGACCCAAGUGGUCACACCUCAGACCAUCAUUGCACCAACUGAAAGCCAUCCAGUUGCAAGCGCAGCUCCAACAGAACUCUCAGAGGCACCGAAGGAACCAGAAGUCACCAGCCCUAAGAAGGAGAAGCGAUCCACUUCACGUCGACGCUGUCAUCGUCGAAGCCGUUCUGCCUCGCUGCCCUUCGACGACGACUCGCGUGCCCCUACCUCCCAGGCGGAGUCCGAGGCGAAUUGUCCCUACUCAUCGCCGUCAUCGUCGUCGUCGUUGAACAACCGAGCCCAACACAGCGUCUCGCUUCUCAAACGAAGCAAGAAGGCAGAUCAUGCUACCGGGGCGGCUGAGAAGCCGCGAGGUCGUAAACGCGACCGCGUCUACCGCCUCUUCCCGAGUCUGCUGCUGCGACGUCACUCCCGCAAGGGUGAGAAGCGAGGCACGUCAGAGGAGUCGGGAAACAGGCGGUCGACGAGCAGCGUGGAGGGGCGUCAAGACACACCAUCGCUUCAGCAGAAGCCUGGAGAAACCCUGACUCUCGGACGAGUCAACUACACCAGGAAGUCGGAUAUCGCGAGGUUGCGUCGACCACCGCUCGUCUUCUCCACGCCCUCCACGCUUGACUCGGGCAACGUGGCGGACGGCGAUUCGAGUGAAAUGAUAUUCCCUGGGUUUGAAGAGAAAGCCUACACCCAACCUGACGUCUCGUCCAUCUGCAUUGGAGUUGCCCAACGAGAAAAACCGCGCACAACGACUGGACGAGCCUCGAGGCUCUACUCCGUGGCUUGUCAGAGCGGCGUUUGUGCUGACUCCAGCAUGACAGAAGUUGACAGCGCAAUCGGAGACGAUAAGGCGUUCAUGCCGGUGGAAAGCUUCAGCAAAAAACUGCAAGUUGGCAGAUCCUUCACAGCCGUGAAGAUGGACGCCGAACGAGGUCAGGCGUCGCACGUCUACGCCAACAUCGAUCCCCAGAUGUUUUGCCAAAUUGAAAAAGCCACACCAAUUGAAUUUAGCAGUGAUGUACCAAGGGAGGAGUGUCCACACGUGGUGCUCUACGACAUCGGGGUUCAGGUCGACCUUCCAAACCGCCUGAAGGCCCUGCGCUGUCGUCUGGAAUUCGAGCAGCCGGGCGUCGAAAUCGGCGACAAGGGUGGACUCACCUGUCAGACGUUCGACGAAGCUCCGCCCAAUGUCGACCCAGACGCCGAAAAGGACUACAGGACGCUCAGUUUCCGAGUCGCCUUCAAUAACAAACCCCCUCGUUGCGCUAGCACCCUCUAA
Mesocestoides corti is the source of this 2673-nucleotide messenger RNA. The record is from the annotation of a GenBank genome assembly. Lineage: Eukaryota; Metazoa; Platyhelminthes; Cestoda; Cyclophyllidea; Mesocestoididae.